AUCUAUGAUGUAUUAAAUGAUUAGUUCUGAAAUUAUUAUUAGGCGUGUCAUUAAGUUUCAGCAUGGCUUCCACGGUCGAAGUUGUUGAUCAAGAGAAAGUUGCUCAGGAAAAGGCUAUUGAUCGAGAAAAGGCAUGUCCAUUAUUACUGCGUGUGUUCUGCAACAUGGGAAGGCAUAAUAUGAUUGGAGAAUAUGGGCGCGGCAAUACACCAUCUAAUGAAUUACAGAUCUACACAUGGAUGGAUGCGUCACUCAAGGAGUUAACAAGUCUCGUAAAAGAGGUUAACCAUGAUGCCCAGAUGAAAGGAACAUUUUUUGACUUUGCGUUAGUUUAUCCAGAAUCUAUACGUGGUCUGUACAGGAUGCGUGACAUUGGCACCACAUGUGCAGGGAAACGUGGCGCCGAUGAUAACACAACUUUAGCCAAGUGUAAUUUCCAGAUUGGCGAUUAUGUUGACAUUUCUAUCACCCCACCCCAAGGGGGGCGAGGACCCCCUAUGGACAGGAUGAGAUCGGGAAUGGAUCGUAUGCAACGUGGAAGACCAUAUUGACAUGAUUUUACCAAAUGGAUAUAUUUAACAGACAGUGAUAGUACUAUUUACAAAAAUACAUGCAUUCAGAACUGUAGUCCAUCAUUGAUAUACGUUCAAAAUACUGUUUAGCCAUCCUGUAUAGACUAGAAGCUAGAAGUUAAACUAGUACCUGUGUUGAAAAUAGAAAAGGUCUUGUUAAAAAAGGGUAUUAUCCAUUUGCUUUUUCAAUGUUGUAGAUGUGUCACACAAGUGUUUCGGUUUUAAUUAUUUCAAUAAAACUACAUUCCUUUGCACUGUAAAUGGGAAUAAACAAUGGAUUUUCAUAAUCAUGAAAAAGUAACUAUUCACAGUAGUGUUUUCUUAUCCAAUGACAAGCAAAAUUUUAAAAACUUUUACACGUAGAGAAGUUUUGCAUUGGUCAUUGAGUGACCUAAUCCCCUUGUCUGUAUAUUGGUCAUCAAAACCUAAAAAUUAGAUGGAGAAAAUAUGGGGAUUGGCAUAUAUUUGAUGUAAGACUAUAAAAGAUUGACCUCGAAUGUUUUAGUUGAUAUUUUAAAUCAUAGUAUAAUUCUUACAUUCUCACAUGUAAGAGCAUUUUCAGAAAUAUUCUGACAUUUUAAAUUCAGAUGAAAUAGCUCAAAUUUUUGAAAUGUUCUGUCAUACAUUUCCAGAUUUUUCAUUUAAUCUAAAAAUCAUAAUGUUCUUGAAUGAUUGAAUAUAAAAAUUAACAUGUAGUAUGAUUUUUUAGUCACCUUAAUGUCAUUUGAAUCAUGCAAUAAAUUUUAUAAGAUAUUG
This is a messenger RNA of Owenia fusiformis, 1328 nucleotides long. Lineage: Eukaryota; Metazoa; Annelida; Polychaeta; Sabellida; Oweniidae. The record is from the annotation of a GenBank genome assembly.